Molecule: messenger RNA, 913 nt
Organism: Raphanus sativus (radish)
Lineage: Eukaryota; Viridiplantae; Streptophyta; Magnoliopsida; Brassicales; Brassicaceae
Product: protein cornichon homolog 4
Exons: 4
Coding region: 227-640 (137 amino acids)
Biological process (GO): vesicle-mediated transport
Source: RefSeq, a predicted model, not a curated record
GCCUAACCGAAACACUGGAAAAUAACAAAACCAUAAGAAGUCUUAUUACUCCGGUCAGAAUCUCGAAACCGAAACCGAAUCCGAACUGAACUAAUCUAGCGACCGCGAACUUGUUGUCCGAACUUGCUAUCUGUUCCCUCAUCGAUCUUUGUAGUGGAAGGAAAGAGCAGAAACAAGUGACAGCGACAAUUGAUCUGAGGAGAUUGUCGGAGAAAGAAGGAGGAAGAUGGGAGACAUCUGGACAUGGCUUAUAUCCUUCUUCUUCCUCAUCGCUCUUGUCGUAAUCAUCGUCUAUCAGCUUGUAAGCUUAGCGGAUCUGGAGUUCGAUUACAUCAACCCUUACGACUCAGCAUCGAGGAUAAACUCGGUGGUUUUACCGGAGUUCAUUGUUCAAGGAGUUCUAUGUGUAUUCUUCCUCUUAACAGGACACUGGUUCAUGUCACUCUUAUGUCUCCCUUAUCUCUACUACAACUUCCAUCUUUACUCGAAGCGACAACACUUGGUAGAUGUCACGGAGAUAUUCAAUUUGCUUAACUGGGAAAAGAAGAAACGGCUGUUCAAGCUUGCUUACAUUAUCCUUAACCUCUUUCUCACUAUCUUCUGGAUGAUUUACUCGGCGAUGGAUGAUUACGAGGACUGACUAUUACUGAUGAAGAAAAGGCGAUCUAGCUUCUUUGUUUUUUUUCAUCGGCGCUUAAAGAUACAGGGCUGGGAUGGUGGUGGACAUGACAUGAGACAAAUGAAAGAACAGAGUGUUGUGUUGUUUGUAAGAUAAUUAGCGUCUGAAAGAUUUGUAUAUUUUUGUUUCUUUCGUAGUAAUUUUUUUUGAGAUUCUGGUAUUUAACAGAAUCAGUACAACUUAACAAGUUCAAUGUUAGAAAAAAAGUUGGGUAAUUCAUGCGAAUAUUGGAUC